This is a messenger RNA of Dreissena polymorpha, 6531 nucleotides long. Its product is annotated as ADP-ribose pyrophosphatase, mitochondrial-like. The record is from RefSeq and is a predicted model, not a curated record. The transcript has 8 exons. NCBI's taxonomy places the organism in Eukaryota, Metazoa, Mollusca, Bivalvia, Myida, Dreissenidae. Bases 127 to 1149 code for a protein of 340 amino acids. Gene Ontology annotation, molecular function: ADP-ribose diphosphatase activity.
CAUGAUCACAAGGAAAGAAACCAGUCAGCAUGAAGGCGUACUACCCCCUCUUGCGAAUGUUUACAGUGUUUCAAGGGAAGAUAAAUUACAAACAACCCAGAGUGACGCCCCUUUACACUACAGUUGAUGAGAAGGUCUGCGUGUAAGGUCACUAGUUGCCUAUCUGGUUUACCAGCAGUUUGGUCAAGGAAAGUACACAAUACUUGCUACCAGAAUAGUCAUCUAGUCUCUUAUAGGAUUUUACAUCACCAUUUUGAGGACUUUAAACCCUGCAGUUACAUUUCCUUUAUUGCUAUCAUGGGAUUGCACAUGAAUGCCAGGUGUGAAGUCUAUCCUCGAGCCCCUGAUGUGAAGAGGUUUCCGGUUCCAGAUGAUAAGGUGGACUGGGCAGUAAAAUUUCCUGAAUAUAAGCCGACAGAUUUCACCAGUAAAUCAGUUUCUAGCCAGCCAGUCUGGGCAGAUAAUCCUGAUCCAUGUGAAAUCAAAUUUAACUGUGUUGAUGAAAGUUUGAAAGUUGAUAGAAGAUGUUUUAAAAAUGGACAACCACACAGUUAUGCAAUUGAUGAGAAAGGAUAUCCAAUAAACCCCAGCGGUCGAACAGGGUUGAAGGGAAGAGGAAGCCUUGGAAGAUGGGGACCAAACCACGCUGCAGACCCCAUUGUAACCAGAUGGAAGCGAGACAGUAAGGGGAAUGUAGUGCAGAAGGAUGGAAAGAAUGUUCUGCAGUUUGUGGCAGUGAAGAGGACAGACGGUGGGGGUUGGGCUCUACCUGGGGGCAUGGUCAACCCUGGAGAGAACAAGACAGCAACCUUGAUAAGAGAGUUUGGGGAGGAGGCUCUUAAUUCUUUGGAAAAGUCCGAGAAACAGAUUGAAGAGAUGAAAAAAAGCAUGGCAGAUUUUUUCAAAGAUGGAGAAACAGUCUACAAAGGGUAUGUUGAUGACCCACGGAACACAGACAAUUCCUGGAUGGAGACGAAAGCUAUGAACUUUCACGACUCAAAUGGGGAGUGUGUCGGCAAAUUCUCUCUACACGCAGGUGAUGAUGCAGCAGAGGUACAAUGGAUGGACAUUGACCACUCUUUGAAGCUAUACGCAAGUCAUAUAGACUUUAUCAAGGCCACCGUGGGCAGGCUCAAUGCUCACUGGUAGAGACAGCACUCUCUGUACGCAUCUCCCCCCCCCCCCCCCCCCCUUUUGCCAUAUGUGGGUUUAAAAGAAUUCUUUAGGAUAUUUGACGUACUAGUAUAGUAAUAGUUGUUGCUUUUGUCAAAUUGACUUUUGUUUUGUGGUUGUUAAGGGGAUUUAUGUGUUUUUUUCUAUGUUUUCCGCUUAAUUGAAAAAUGACAAUGCAAGUAAUAUACUUUUUUUGAAAAUUCAAAGCUUUGAAUUUCUAUAAUUAAAUGUAAAACCUCUGAACAAAAAAAUAUUUUAAUAAUAAAUAUUUUUGUAAAAUCUAAGCUUCAACAUUUUUCUGAUUCAAACAGAUAAUGCUGUUUAAAAUCUAUGACAUUCAUGUUCUAGUAUUUCAUAUUGUAAUAAGAACACUGUAUUAUGUGAAUAGGGAAUAAGACAUCAAUUUGGGAAUAAAUUGUGUUUUAUCAAAAGUGCAUAAUAUGCAGUUUUAUAUGUUGUAUUUAUCUAGUUUGACAAAUUAUAAUUAAAACAGAUACUUGCAUAUAUAAUAGCAUCAUUUAAAUUGAUUUUACUUCAAAACUGGAUUUUUUAUUAAUUUAAAAAAAAAUCCUCAUGAAAUGAACUGUGUCCAUGCCGCGCAUGGUUUAAAAUACACUUUAAAUGAUAAAAAUACAAUCACUGUUAAAGAAAAAGUCAUGGAAAAUUGCUUAUUAAGCUUAAAUCAUAGAUAAUAUAUUACAAAAAUAUAUGUAGAUCAUGAAAUGAAUAGUUUUGUUGGAGAAAAUCCCCAAAAUGAUGUCCAUUCCCAGUAUGAUGUCUUAUUCCUAAUUCACAUACGGUAAUACAGUGUUUAAUUAUUUUAGCUUAAUAUUUCGGUUCUGGUAUGCAAAGAUAGAAAUUAUUGAAAAUGUAUUCAUGUAAGCUUAAUAUAUAGAUUUUUUCUUUAUUUCUUAGAAGAUUAAAACUUCAAGUGACAAAAAAAGACACAUAUUUAUAUAUAUUUACCUUCGUUUGUAUUUUUUUUUGCAUUAUUGUUUGUUUUCUAUGUGAACAAUUAAUUUGUAUUUCAGAUUAUAAGUAUACAUUUUUGUUGCAAUCCGUAGGUACAUACCUAUGUAAAGACAAGCUCAAAUGGAAGUUCAAAUAGUUUCAAUUGUUGUAUAUUACAAUUUUCUUUCAAAAUGAGUUGCUCAAAAAAGUAAAUUUGCUUAUUUUUUAGCCUAACAAUCAGUUUAGCCUAACAAUCAGUAAAGCUUGCCUCCUAUUUUCAGCUAAUCUGAGCAAGAGCUUUGGGACCACCAUUUGUCUGUUGUGCAUCUUUCACCAACUUUUCAUUCAUACAACAUCUCAGCCUAUACCGCUGGGUAGCUUUUCACAAAGCGUCAUAUGAAUGAUCCUUGAAGGACCCUUUUAUUUGCCCCCAGUAGGUUGGUAGAUAUCUGUGGCACUGUCCAUUAGUCUGGCAUUCGGUUUCCGGAGUUUCAGUCCUAAACACAUGCAUGACUUACAGAUCAAGUUGGAAUUUUGUUACAGUCUAUUUAUUUUACGGGCCUUGGGCCUAGAAUUUUUUUGGCAAUAAUAGUUUUCCAGACUUUUCCUCAAGUCUUGAAACUUGAUCUGUUAAGUCAUGCAGGUAUAUGUAGAUUCACAUACCAAAAAUCAGGUCAAUAUCUUAAAAGCUUGCAAGAAAAUAAGGCCAGAAAACAGUUUGGAGAAAUUUUCUGUGUGCUAUGCUGAAAAUAGAGUUCUUUCUUUAAGUAAAUGUUAAGUCUAGAAAUAGACUUGUUGUCAAUUAUGAAGACAUGUUUUAUGCUUUAUUGUUUUUGGCACUUUGGCUGUCUUCUACGAGCGUUUUAUUAAAGGUAGCAUAAAGUAUUUUGCACUCAAUGUUUGCCCUUUAGUGUUGUAGCUGUAAAAGGCACCCCUAUUAUAGUGUAGAUGUUUUAUAAAGAUAAAAAUAACAUGGAAUUGCAAAGGUUUCCUUAUACAGAAAUAACUAACAUGUAAUAAGGCAAAUCCUACUAUCAAUGCAUAUUACAUGUAGCUUUAAACCUAUUUGUUUGAGUUUGAUUAAAUGGAUAAGGCAUAAGGCUUUUUGAAACCCUCCUGAGUCAAUUUCAGUUAGAACCAGUGCUUGGUGUUCUUGAGAGAGAUAUUAAAAAGGGUUCAGUGAGGAUCCAACCUGUAAUCUCCUGGUUACUAGGCACACAUAUCAGCUACUCUAUAGAGACCAACAAGGCUAAUUUGGACCAUAAUUGUACUUCAGACCAAUUAGGCUUUACUUAAUGCACAAGGGGAUUGUGACACACUGACGAUAUACAUACAUUUUAGUUGUAUAUAUUUUAUAAAGAUAUAUAAAUAUAUAUAUAUAUAUAUAUAAUUGUACCCAAGAUAUUUAUAUAAUUAUGAGAAAUGAGAAAACUGUGUCAGAAUGAGAUUAUAACCAUAAAUACUACCCAUUGAAGUAAAUGUACAUUAUUCUAUUUUUAGUAAGUGUUGUAGUUUGCAAAGGGUUUUAAUGUGACAUUUCAUAAUUAUAUAUAAGCAAUUUUUAUCAAUUUACUUAGCAAUACGUUCAGUGUUUUCAUUUAUUAUAUAAGUAAUUUUUACCUAGAGUCAAACUUCAGUCCAUUAUCCAUUUUUGUGUUGUUUGUGCAAUAUACUCAUUUUGUUUUGCAAAUUACCACAGAAUUUAUGCAUCACAUACAUGUUGCAGGAAUUGAACAUGGUUUGUUUGAUAAACUGUUUCAGAGGCUGACUUUUCAUUACAUGUUUUUCUGAAAUCACAUUCAAAAAUUAAGAACAUACUGCAUAAAUUAUACUACACUUCCAUAUAUGUACAGAUUAAUAAGUUUUCAUUUGGUAUAAGUCAUUUUACUGUGUUGCCGAAAUAACCAUUUAACAUUGCUACUUUAAGAAACUGUUAGGAAAACCUACUAAUAAACCAUGCUGUUUUCAUAUGUACAGUAGUCAAACACAAGUUGCUUUUUCUUACAACUUUAUAUUUUUAUAUGGGGUUCUAUUAUGAUUGUGAUAUGACCUAAUAUGAAGUUACUAUCAAGUUGAAAUUAAGUGUUUGAAUAAAUGUUGAGAGCAACAUAAUAAGUUUUUGCUCUUUUUUUCUUUCUACUGUCAUUUACAUGAAUUCCAAGUUUUAAUGGGUUAAUAUCUGUACCUAGAAGUGCUGAAAUUUGCUGGAUUUAUUCGAAAAUGUGUUAGAUUUUUUUUUCAGAGCCUACUUGCCAUUUUGAUUUAAAUAAAAUAAAUUAAUGAUUUUAAACUUCAGUAUUUAAAGUUGUCGUUUGCUAUAUGGACAUUUAUCACUACUUUUUUUUUCCCAAAUGUAUCCCUAACUUUUAUUUGACUAUUACCACCAGUACAAAUUAUCUUCAUCUCAAUUUUGUACAUGUAAAUAAAUAUUAACCAUUUAAAGUUUAUUAGCAAAAAUCAGUAAUUUUAUAACCCUGUCAGAGUUAAACACCACAUGUGAUACGUGAAGUGUGUUGCAAUAUAUAAACUGUAGGACAAACUUGUGCAUGCAUAAAAGGAAUAUUUGUUAUCUUAUCUGGGGAAAGUGGGCUCAAUGCAUGUGCGUAAAGUUUGGUCUCAGAUUAGCAGGAUUGGUCUCAAUAGGUUUAUCAGCGAGGGCGCUUUGGCUUGUAUGGAAUUAAAAUCCUGUCUUAGUAGAAAGUAUCAUCCUUGGUUAACCCUUUGCAUGCUGGGAAAUUUGUCGUCUGCUUAAAUGUCGUCUGCUGAAUUUCUAAAAUUAGCAUUUUCUUCGAUUUUUUUUCAAAGAAUACUAUCAGAAUAGCAAACAGUUUGGAUCCAGAUGAGACGCCACGUUCUGUGGCGUCUCAUCUGGAUCCAAACUGUUUGCAAAGGCCUUUAAAAUUCAGCUCCAGCGCUGUAAGGGUUAACAUGUGUGGACUGCACAGGCUAAUGUGGGAUGACACUUUACAACCAUACAUCAAGCCUGUCUUCCUAGAAUGAUUAAUAUGUAAAAGUAAUACUGACCCAUUUUAUGGACCCAUUUAAUGUGCAUUCAAAUAAUAAUGUCAGGUUGGAUUGUAUCCGUAGGUUAAUUGGGUUUUCAAAAUCUAGCCUAUUCAUGAACAAGUUAAAAUAUGUUAAUAUUUAUUAGUCCCCUACCAGUGAAACCGGAGAGAGACUUAUGGUUUGCGCUCUGUCAGUCUGUCACACUUUUCUGGAUCCUGCCAUAACUUUAAAAGGUCUUCAUAUUUUUCAUGAAACAUGGACAGAUGCAAUAUGAAGAUUAUGCACAUCAUUUCAUUUUGUACCUACGUCAAGAAUUAUGGUUGCUAUGGCAACAAGAGAUGUGUUUGUCAGAAACACAAUGCCCCCUAAUGCGCUGCUUUGAAUAAUUUUUUUGACCUUUGACAUUGAAUGAUGACCUUGACCUUUCACAACUCAAAAUGUGCAGCUCCAUGAGAUGUGUGUGUGUAUUUCGAUGUUUAUGAGGUCCCUUCGCGCCAGAGGCUGCUUGAUGUGAGGACCCAGAGUGUGUCCCAGCACUCCUUCCUUAUCAGAUUUUAGACUCACGAAAGUUGGGACGAAUUUGAAUGAUAGCUGCAAUUUCAAGCUAAUUAUUGUUUUACUGAAAGGUUUUUAAUUUUGAAGUGGUCUUGUGCUGUGCGGGGAAGCCAUAGUACCCGGAGGAAAAACCCAACCUGUCCGGUAUGGUAACCACCAAUAAAACUCACAUGCGCCGGGAUCGGGAAUCGAACCCGGGUCGCCUAGGUGAGAAGGGAGUGUGCUAACCACUGCGCUAGCCGGACAGCCCCGCAGCUCCAUGAGAUACACAUGCAUGCCAAAUAUAAAGUUGCUACGUUCAAUAUUGCAAAAGUUUUGAAGAAGGUUCAAGUUUUGGUUAAAGUUUUGGGACACACACACACACACAGACAGACAGACACAUACAAUGACAGACAGGCCAAAAACAAUAUACCCCCGAUCUUUCGAUCCGGGGGCAUAACAAACAGACUAGACAUAUUGCUGAAAAUGGAUCCUGUGAUAACUUUAAAAGUUCUUCAUAUUUUUUCAUGAAACUUGAAAUCUGGAUAGAUGGCAAUAUGGAGAUUAUGCGGGUAAUUUCAUUUUGUUCCUGCGUCAAGAAUUCUGGUUGCUAUGGCAACAAAUAAACUACAAUUAUUGCUGAAAAUGGUGGAUCCUGCGUAGGUAGGGGACGUUUAUUGCUUGGCAAUAGUCUUGUUGUACAAUGUAUUAUGUUUUGUAAAUGGAUUUCAAUAGAUAGGUGAUACCAUAAUUAAUUGAUGCAUGCUUAAUUUGUACCCGUUUGUAUCAUGCUUGUCUUAUUAUAUUUCAAAGUUUGCCACUACUCUACAACAAUGUAUAUUAGUUAUAAUAAAACAUUCAUUUAUU